AUGGAGUUGUGGGAGAAGAGCGAAACGGUCGAUCCGGAAGUGCGCGCAUACGUUUACUCGCUCGUCAAUGUGGUGGGAGGCAGCUCGGCGUACGAUGAUACAUACAGCAUUGGCGACGAUGCGCUGGCGGCGCUGAACGAUAUCUUGAGAUGGCUGCGAUUGUACGACGAGAAGCUCAACCGAUACGAUGUCAAGCGGUGCCUCGCUGAAGCCAACCUGGUGCAAGGCGAUCUGCUCGAGAUACUGGCAUUAUGGCCCGAGACGGCGACGGACAACAAGCUGAGAGGCAAGCUGGCGCUGGCGUGUAUACAGCUGCUCGUACCCUUGACGUGGCCCUUGGACCUGGAAGAUGAGAAGGCGACGGUGAACCAUCACCGGCAUCUGCCGUAUCUGCAACUCGCACAGGUUGGGUACAAGCGCGCCGUCCUGCACUAUGAGCACGCCGCCAUCUUACGGACGGCUGUCCGAGUGGCGUUGCCGUCCAUGACACAACCACGCCGAGAGCGGAGUAAGCGGGACGAAGGUAUCAUUAAGCUGGUCAUGUAUCUCUUCCGUAAUGUGGCCAUGAUCACCCAACCGCAGAUGCUACCCUCGCAAGGCGACGAGAACGAGAUCAGCCGCUCGUCCACGAUCGACGUCUUCCAUGAACAGGACGUCUUGAACUUACUGCUUACGAUUGGCUCCGGCGCAUCGGACGACUUCCAGGAUGAGGAUGUUGUCUUGCUCGAGAUCCUUUUCCAUUUGUUGAAAGGCAUCGACCCGAAGAAGCUCUUCAUGCACGAUGAGCAAGUUCAACACCACGAAGCCGACGAACUCCGAAUGCUGAUGCAGAAGGAGCGCGACAUGCACAAAAGCUAUCGGAAACACGCUCCUUCCCGCCACAACCGCUUCGGCACGAUGCUUUGGGUCAAGCGCGGAGACGAGAAGCUAAGUACAGUCACGGGCCAGACGAGCAUCACGAACGGUGAUGCCACCCUGCAGAUAAUGGACGCGAGCAAGAAGUGGAACAAGCCCAAGCAUCACGGCAAACAUGCGGGUCUUGAAGAGCUCAGACAGGCCGACUUUUGCCAACGCAUUGAUCUGACGGAGACGGCACGGAAGCACCUCCGCAGCUUCGUCGAGGACUUCCUCGACUCAGGCUUCAACCCUCUCUUCUCCGGCCUCCGAAAAGCUAUUGCAAGUGAAGCGGACCGUAUAAGCCCUACCCACCAGCGCCACUACUUCUACCUCAUCUCCUGGUUUCUGGCCGCCGAACGCGCACGUCGGACAGCAACCACGUUCACACCUCCUCCGACCUCUGCAGGAGAAGAGAGCACAUACGCCUACAUCGCCGCCGUCCUCGACGACCACACCUUCGCCCUGAUCAGCCGAAGCAUGCAGCGUUACCUUGACGAAAAGUCCUGGCUAGACUUGCACACCACGCUCUUGGCCUUCACCUCCAUCCUCCUAACAGUCCACGAUAUGAGUGAAAGUCCAGAUGAAGAAGACCAAGAGAUCGCAGAGAACAUCCAAAAUCGCAUAUUCUACCACGAAGCCACCCACGAUCGCAUCGUACAGAUAUUGCGAAGUUACAACAACCAAGGCCUACCCUACCUCGACGCAGUAACGGAAUGCGUACACGUCUUCGUCCGGAUGCUGGAAAGGUACAGCAAACAGAACGCCGAGCUGCAAAUCCAGUCGAAGCGGAGGGCGCGGAAGAAAGCACGGAAAGCCGGUGUCAUGCCCAACGAAGACGACCAAGAAGCCGAUAACGAAGACGCUCGCGAAGCUCAACUGACCGCAACAGAGCGCAGAUUCGACUUUGCCCGCUUCAGCUCCAAACUCCUCACCCAACCGUGCCUCAACACAUUCCUCGCUCUGCUCCAAUACCAUGCCGAUCUUACGCCGGAGCAGCUGAAACGGUGUCAUCGCUAUCUCUACCGGCUGGCGUUCAAACAUGACCUCGCGAUCUUGCUCUUCCGAGUCGACAUCCUACUUCUACUACACAAACUUGUAAAGGGACCCGGGGGUUUGAGCACAGAGAGCCCGGCGUUCCAGGACUGGGACACGCUGGUCCGGCAGGUGUUCAGGCGGUGUGUGAGGUGGAUGGAGAAGGAAACAGAGGGUGAGGGGUGGAAGGAGAUGUGUGUGGUAGAGAUGCUGUUCAGCAAGAUUCCGGCGAGCGUGUAUUACCUGCAAAACGGUAUUGAGCGAACGGUGGAGAGAAGGGCGCCGAGACCGCCUGCUCAGCUAGGGUUCAAAGCGGGCGUGAGCGAGGUGAUGAAGGUACCCGUGGCUGUUACCCUUCUGCUGGAGCAAGGAAAAGCCGAUGCAGUGCAGUGGGUUAAGAAGGAGAUGGAGCGAGCGGUGCAGGAGCGGACGGCUUGGGAGGAUAUCAAUUCUGCGGUCGACGAGGGAGCAGGGACCGAGCGCCCACCGCCCCCGCCCAUUUUCCUCAUCCCAGACACGGAGGAGCGGAAGACGCAAUUGUUCAAGGACAAGCAUCUGCGUCUGUUACUCGCCACGCUCGGACUGGAAAGGUUAGGCGCGAGCGAUGAUGUGGACGGGACGUGGCUUUUCCCGGCUGAACUUUCGACGCAGCGGCUGAGAGAGGGGGUGGAAGCGAUCGCCAAGACCGAGUUUGAUCCGCCGACCGGGUUUGGGGAGGAGGGGAGGGCGGCGGCAGAUAUGGUGAGGAAUCUGUCCUCCUCUGCCGUCGCUGUCGUCAGGAGAACCGCGAACACGUACUCAGACGACGACUCUGCCUCCUCCGGAGACGAGGCGGAGGCGCUCUUUCCGCCCAACCUCCGCUCUCCUCGCCAAAAAGACGACGAAAGAGUGCCCAAGCGCCGUCGCCUCACCAAGCGCAACCGCACGGAGCUUACCGAAGCCGAAGUAGACGCCAAGGCGGCGGAGCGGAGCAAGAAGGAGCAAGAAAGGCAGGGCAAAAUCAAGAGUGCGCUUUACGUCACGAAGAGCGAUGAUGAGAGUGAUAGUGAGGCGGAUGCGGAAUUCUUCCGGUUGGAGGAGGAGAGAAGGAAGGCUACGAAGGGUGUUAUCAACGGUGCGCUAACGAGGGAGACGGAGAAGAAGAAGAAGAAGACGACAGGAGGGGAGGCGAUGGGGAAGAGGAAGAGGGCGGUGGAUGAGGAGAGUGGAAAUGAAGACGAGAGUGGGAUUGGUGAGGAGGAUGAGAGUCGGAUGCGUGAAGGGGAUGCGGAGGCGGAGAUGGUGCUGAAGAAGAAGAGGAAGACGCUACCGUUUGAGGAGGAAAGUGAUUCCGAUGCAUCCAACGUGGAUAUGGACGUGGGGGACGCCGUUGGGGACGAGGAUGUCAUUACCAAGCUGUCUAAGCGUAGGGCUGUUACCGAGUCAUCAUCUGAGGCCGAGGAUGUCAGUGAGGAUGAUGCAGAGGGAGAGGAAAAGGAAGAGACGUUUUCUACUUCUCCCACGGCUGCGGAGAAGACGACCGGACCCCGGGCGUUGGCUGAGGUGAAUGGGAAUGUUGCGGCAGGUUUGCGUCAUGGCGGGAGAACGAUUGGACUUGGAGACAAAGAGCGUAAUACGCUGGACCAGGACGAGGAGGAUGAAGAUGAUGUGCCUGUUACGAAACCACUACGGAGCAGUAUCCGAGGGCGGAUUGUGAUUGCGGAUGACGAGGAUAGCGACUAG
Messenger RNA from Baudoinia panamericana UAMH 10762, 3651 nucleotides. RefSeq lists its product as uncharacterized. The transcript is spliced from 2 exons. Gene Ontology annotation, cellular component: replication fork protection complex. The coding region runs from base 1 to 3651 and encodes 1216 amino acids. Gene Ontology annotation, biological process: replication fork arrest; DNA replication checkpoint signaling; DNA repair. Lineage: Eukaryota; Fungi; Ascomycota; Dothideomycetes; Mycosphaerellales; Teratosphaeriaceae. Gene Ontology annotation, molecular function: DNA binding. The record is from RefSeq and is a predicted model, not a curated record.